AUGUUAGGACUAAGACAAGCUGUCUCCUCCCUGCAGCUAACUGUUGACCGCAGCAGCAACCGCUACGUGCAGCAGCAGCAGCAAAUAUGUGUCUCCUCUGCCCACAGCAGCACCAGCAACAGCAGCAAGGGACACUGGGAGCAGCAAUUCGUAUUCCCUCGGAGUCUUACCGACCUAAGAGGCCUCGAUGUCUCCCAUUUGCUGCUGCAGCAGCAGGACGAUCAGCUGCCAGUAUUUGAUGCUGUUGCUGCUCUCGUGCUGCAGCAGCUGCGGCUGCAAAAUGGUUUGCUGCGGUUGCUGCCAAGUGUCUCCUCUCCUGCUGCAAGACAGGCACAAAACAUGUAUAUGGACAGCAGCUGCAUGCAACUCAACAGCAGCAUACAGCCCAACAGCAGCGGCAGCAGCAGCAGCGGCGGAUUGUUUGGAAGCCGUUGGUCUGCUGCAGCAGCAGCAGAGUCUGCUGCUAUGCAGCAGCUGCUGCUUGAAUCGCCGAAUCCGCAGCUUGCUGUUGCUGCUGCUGUUGCUGCUGCAGCAACAGCAGCAGAGGCCCUAACAGGCUGGCUAUGCGUCCUCAGUGCUCUCGGUAAAGGAUUUGGAGUUGUGGGAAGUCAGGUGGCUGUACAGCUCAGCCGAGAACUCGGUUUGUUGUCUAUCUUGUAUGUUGCUGUUUUGUAA
Molecule: messenger RNA, 675 nt
Organism: Eimeria maxima
Lineage: Eukaryota; Apicomplexa; Conoidasida; Eucoccidiorida; Eimeriidae
Exons: 6
Coding region: 1-675 (224 amino acids)
Source: RefSeq, a predicted model, not a curated record